AUGAUGGACUUUAAUAGAACAUCAACAUCAGAUUCAAAUCUAUCAUCAGAUUCCUUACAAAGCGGAGGAAAAGCUUCAGUUCGGUCACGUCCCAGACCAGAAUACGGUUCUAAGACAAGUGUUUCACAUUUACCUAGUUUACCUAAUAGAGUAUCUCAGGAAGCUUCUGAUUCCAGCCAUAUAUACCCUAGCGAAGUUCCAUCAAAUCCAGGUUCGAGAGAUACCUAUGUGGAAUUUGAUUUAAGUUCCAAGAACAACAAUGAAGUUGAAGACAACUAUAAAAUCACAGAAAAGGUUAUAGGAGGAAAAGCCGAUGAAGUAAGUAGCGAAAUCAUUGAACGAGAAGACAAUAGGAGACUGCUAGAAGAUGUUGCUGGGAGCCCAAAUCCUGAAAAUGAAGACGACUUCUUCAAUAUGAAAACUUCCAAUUGGAAAUCAAUGAAAACGAUAACUGACGUUGAUUAUUACGAUGAGAAGGGAAAUCUUGAGUUUGAACCUGACAAGAGAUUUGAUUCGAUGGAAAAUCCGACUGGUUCUCGUGGAUACACCAAGAUUGAUUCCGAAGAACAAGUCGCAAAAUAUGCGGAAUUGGAUAAGAAAACCGAUUUCUUAUUUCAGGCUAGAAAAUCAUCAAAAUCACAUGAAAAGACGUAUGAAACGUUGACAGAUGACUUAGAUUCAGAGUAUGAAGAUGAUGAAAACCUUGACUCAAAGGAAGCUAUGCAAACAACUAAGAGCAUGCUUUCUGACUCUCAAAAGUUCGCAUACGUAGGAAUUGCUAAAUUAAUAAUGGUUGAAAUGGCAACUGAGCUAGCAAAUAUGAGACAAUAUAGUUCGAAUAAGGUUGCAAAACGCUUAAGCUUGAGCCAGAAGAAUUUUGCUAAUUGGACAAUGUAUAUACUGACUAAGAUUUAUGAUCAUUUGGAUUUGUCAAACGAAGAGCAAAUAAUGAUUGAAAAUCUUAGUCGUCAUGGAUUAGAAGUAUCGGACUUGGUGGACAGCUUGCUUGAAAAAGCAAGUUUACCGAUGAUCGAAGAAUAUUCUGAUUUACCCAAUUUUGAUCUACGCUGGGUAAUUAUUUGUGAUAUGUUUUUAUUACUCUUGAGCGAUGGUUACUAUGACAGUAGAUCGCGUUCUUUACUUAUGCAAUUCUCUGGAUACAUUGGAGUUUCCAAUUUAGAGAUAUAUCAAUUUGAACGAAGACUUCUAGAAAGCUUAGAACUUGAAACAAACCAGAAAUCGAUAGACAAUAAGGAUGACAAAUUUAACGAUAGACUGUUUAUUGAUAAGCGCAUAAAGCGAAAUAGGAAAAAAAGAUUGGCCUAUGUUGGGCUAGCUACUUUAGGUGGUGGUCUUGCGAUAGGUCUCUCGGCAGGCUUGCUAGCCCCAGUUAUUGGUGCUGGUGUUGCUGCCGGAUUAACUACCGUUGGGAUAGGAGGUACUAGUGGCUUUUUAGCCGGGAUAGGUGGAAGUGCAAUUAUUACGACUGGUGGUGUUGCGGUUGGUGCUAAGGUAGGUAGCAAGGCAGGUGCCCGCAGAUUGGGGGAUGUUCAUACGUUUGAGUUUAAGCCAUUAUACAAUAAUAGACGCGCAAACUUGAUAUUGACUGUCAGUGGUUGGAUGAUCGGUCAGGCGGAUGAUAUAAGAUUGCCGUUUUCGACGGUUGAUCCUGUUAUGGGUGAUAUGUUCUCUUUACUUUGGGAGCCUGAGAUGUUGAGAUCGAUGGGCCAGACAAUUGGGAUCUUAGCAAGUGAGGCUUUGACAAGUUCGAUCCAGCAGAUAUUAGGUGCAACAUUUCUAAGCACUUUAAUGUCUGCUAUUCAACUUCCUGUCGCACUAUCCAAGUUGUCGUAUCUCCUUGACAAUCCGUGGAAUGUAUCUCUCGAUAGAGCUUGGAAAGCUGGAAAAAUCAUGGCUGACGUCUUAAUUUCCGGAAAUAUGGGAGUGAGACCAAUAACCUUAGUUGGCUUUUCAUUGGGAGCUAGAGUGAUUUAUUCAUGUUUAAUCGAAUUAGCCAGACGCGGUGGUUAUGGCUUGAUAGAAAAUGUGGUUAUUCUAGGUACACCUAUUACGGUUAAGAAGGAUCAAUUGGCAUUGGCAAGAUCCGUCGUAAGUGGUAAGUUUACAAAUGGCUACUCAAAAAAAGAUUGGGUGUUAGGAUAUCUUUUUAGGGCUACUGGAGGAGGUUUACUGACUGUUGCCGGACUCUCUCCAAUAGAAAGCUGCAAUAUUGAUAAUAUAGAUUGCACCGAGUGGGUUGAAGGUCACAUGUCAUAUAGAAAGGCUAUCCCAAAAAUUUUGAAGGCAAUUAAUUGGGAGGUUCUAAGUGACGAAUUCGCUGAAAUCGAGGAGCCUGAUCCAGAGGAAAACGAAAAAACCAGAAAAUUGGUCAGCGAAUUUGAUGAAGCCAGGCUUAAAAUGAUGAAGGAAAUGGAAAACAAAUCCGAAGAAAAAAAGACAUGGAAGGAUUGGUUCAGACCGAAGCCAAGAGAAUGGUGGGAUACAGUUGGGGAAGGAGAAUUGAGUCAGAAAGAGGGUCAAAACAGAAAGAACACAGAGGAAUAUGAAGUUGAAGAAAGAUAUGACAGAAGAUCCGAAGACUUGGAAACAUCAGAUAAUCAUACCCAGCCUAUUUUUGACUUGCAAGCUUUGGCUGAAGAAGUAAAUCAGAUAGAAACUUUGGCAACUGAAGACAAAGAAACUUUGAACAAAAUCAAGAAUAAUGUUGACUCAGAAGAUAAGGGUGGCAUUAAACUCAAUGAAGAUAUGGAAGAUACAGAAGGUGAUGAAACUUUUGUUGGCAACUUCGGGAAAAAGAUCUUCAGUAAACCGAAGGCAUAG
Messenger RNA from Priceomyces carsonii, 2841 nucleotides. RefSeq lists its product as uncharacterized. Lineage: Eukaryota; Fungi; Ascomycota; Pichiomycetes; Serinales; Debaryomycetaceae. The record is from RefSeq and is a predicted model, not a curated record. Bases 1 to 2841 code for a protein of 946 amino acids. The transcript has a single exon.